ACCACUGCAAAUAUGCACGUUAGCCAUCAGACAAACACAGCUAGGUUGCUCCCCCGGCUCCUUCUUGUCUACUGUUUAGCUAGCUAGCUAGUGCGCGCGUGUUGUUGUUGUUGUCGUUGAACUAGCAUGGAGCGGUAUGACGGCCGUGGAUGUGACACGGCGGGUGCACCUUUUCCGCCAGCCGUGGGAAUCUUAAGCGGCUGAGGCAGAGCAAGGCGGGGCGUCUUCAUGAAAGUCGUUCGGUAAGUAAGACCUACCUGAGGGAAGGCACUGGAAUAGGUGGAGGGUCCAAGAGGAUUUUGCAUGCCCUUGUCUUAGUCCUGGCAGUGUGCAAGCCCUCAAGAGUGGGUAGCACCAAACCCGACUGUGAUGGAUGAACACGGAACCGAUUCAAUGAAAGCUGUGUGAAUUUGCCCAUUUCAAAUCUGCAGUAGAAGUGGAGUCGAUUGGCCAUGGACCCAUUUAGCCAGCUCAUCCUUACCAUCUCAGUUACCAGCUUUUUCACCUUCCAGUGGCUCUUCCACAAAGUCAGCCCCUGGGUGUCGAUGCAUGUCAGCCCAGGCUUCCUUGGCCUCAGCGAAAAGCAAAAGGUGGAAUGGAACUCAAGGACAGUAUCGACUCUUCAUGCACUGUUAGUGGGAAUCUUCUGUCUUUACAUUUUGUUCUUUGAUGACUCCAUCAAUGAAGACCCAGUUUGGGGAGAUCCUACUCUAGUGAAGACUAAUGUUGCCAUCACAACAGGCUACCUCAUAUCUGAUCUGUUGCUAAUUUUUUACUAUUGGAAGGCGAUAGGAGACAAGUUUUUUGUAGUGCAUCAUCUGGCAGCAUUGUAUGCUUACUACUAUGUACUGGGCCAAGGCAUGUUGCCUUAUUUUGCUAACUUCCGUCUGCUUGCAGAGUUUUCUACUCCGUGUGUGAACCAGCGCUGGUUCUUUGAGGUUUUAGGUUACCCAAGGACCUCCCGACCCAACAUGGCAAACGGCGUGGCCAUGGCCGUGGUGUUCUUCAUGGUGCGCGUGGCCGUCAUGCCCGUCUACUACAGCCGCAUGUAUGCCGUCUACGGCACCGAGGCCUUCUACAUGGUGCCCUACGGCGGACGCGUGGCGUGGAUCUGCUCCAGCAUCUGCUUGGACAUCAUGAACAUCAUGUGGAUGCACAAGAUCGCCCGCGGCUGCUACAAGGUGCUGCGGUCAGCACGCCGGAGCAAAGCCGGCGCGCCUCAUGAAAACGGGAAGGCCGACUAAUGCGAGGAAGCAGACUCGACUUGUUGGUAUGCUAACUUGUCAACUGGCGCCGCUACAGGAGCGAAUUUAAUGAGGAGGAAAUGUUCUUAAAACUGGCACAGGUAUGAUGGAUCAUCUGACCCGGACCAUCUCCAAGCCAUGAAAUGACCUCUGAGCAAUACUUUUGUAUUGCUUAUGUUUAUAUAUAUAUAUAUAAACAGGAAAAAUGUACCACUUUCGUGACAGUGGAUCCCAAACUGAUAUAGUUUACUAACUUUGACACGCACAUACACUGGUCAAACAAUGGUCACUGGUCGAUGGUCAGUGCCAUUAAAUCCUUGAAGAGGAUGGUUCAACCUUUUUUGUUUUGUUUGUUUUUUUGUUCAUACCUAAAUCUUUUUAUCACGUCACUCUCAAGGGACACAAUAAGGAAGAAAGAAGACUACGACUAAUCUAAUUAGGAAUUAAUCUGUUAUUUAAGAGGCUCGUUGACUCAGUAGCCUUUUUAUUGGAAACGCAUGAGAUUUCACAGAUCCUGAAAUAAUAUGUUGCCUUGCUGGAGAUUCAGGCAUUUAAAGCUUGUUUUUUUUUGAAGACCAAUAUAUAAAGGGUGAAGUUUUCUAAUGAACAAGAUGCACAGAGUACUUUUGGAAAUGCCGAAAGGGAAACUGAAGGUCAAUGUUGUGUUUGUACGCUAACAUUACCGAAAGGUGAGAUGAGUCGAUUAGAAUGCGCAAAGUAAUACACACGGAAUGAUAUUCACAUGUUAAUGAAAGCGAUGAAAGUAAGAUGUUUUAUUCAAGAAGCAGCAUAUUAUUUUUGAUUUAUUAUAUGGUAAAAAAAAAAAAAAAAAAUCCAUUUAAAACAUUUAAAGUCCAGCACAGUUUUGCCACUGAGCUGCAGCUGUUUUUAUGGUUUAAGUCAGCAAUUGAGAUUCUAAUUGUUUUCACAUUUAGCCUAACAAUUCCUAUUGGAAUACGCAACAUUUUGGAUGUAGUAGCUACUCUUUAAUCGUGAUUUUUUUUUUUUGUCUCUGAAAACUUUCUGUGACGUGAGUAAAUGACUGGAAGCAAGAGAAUCAAAAACAAGCGUUUUCUAUUAUUUAAAAAAAAAAAAAAACAACACACACCUGGCUACGUCCAGCUUUUGUUGCCGUGUUUAAACAAUAUUUAAUAGCGCAGUUUUCUUUUUCAGAUGCCUGUCUCUUCAGUUUGUUUGCCUUCUCUGUUCGAAUGUUAACAGAGGCUUUGUGCUUUUGGUGUUUUAACAGUUUGAAAAAUUCAGAAGCCAUCACUUUUGUGCUUUUUAUUGAAUUUAAUUUUUUUUUUUGUGUACACAGCAGUGCCAAGUUGCAGCUUUGAUCACGUGUCUCUCUGCACGUGCUGCUUUGCAUCAUGUGUGAUUGGGCUCACCUGAAGUCCGGCAUUAGUGUGAAAACCAUCACUAAGAGGUGCCAUGUUUCUGUUAAUAUACGCAGGUGGAAAGUCCUAUUUCUCAUCUUUUAUAUGAUGUCGGUCAGUAUUCUAAUGGAUCUAAAAGGAGUGUAUGAGGAAUACCGGUCGUCGUCUUGUGCAUGUGCUCUAACUGCAUGUGAUGUUGUAUGGGGAUUGCACUACAAAGGAUUGCGUUCUGUUAUCAUUGUUAUAGACACAUGUAGACACACGUUUAGCUUCCCUACACAGAACAUCACACAGCUGAUGUUCAAUGUUUUUCAUAUGCAGCACUGAAAUCAUUAGCAAGGGAAUACUUGAAUAAUCCGCAGUUUAUGAUGAUGUAUAACAAUCUGGGUAGUGCAAAUACCAAUCAAUCCUGUAUGGAUCUUGCAUUAUAUGUUUUAAAUGAUCAGGGGACAUUAAUCGGUGGGAAGGCCAUUCUGUCCUCAGUUCAAUGUUGUAUGGAGGAGAAAUGUCAGAGAGGGGUCAUGGGCAGGGGAAGGUUAAGAGACAUUCUGUGAAUGUAGUAUUGGAAAAAGAGCAAAUAUUGAGCAUUAUGUUUUAAUUUGUUCCUUAUAAUAAAUGACAAAUUGACUCUUACUG
Messenger RNA from Phycodurus eques (leafy seadragon), 3259 nucleotides. Its product is annotated as TLC domain-containing protein 4-B-like. The transcript has 9 exons. The coding region runs from base 453 to 1244 and encodes 263 amino acids. The record is from RefSeq and is a predicted model, not a curated record. NCBI's taxonomy places the organism in Eukaryota, Metazoa, Chordata, Actinopteri, Syngnathiformes, Syngnathidae. Gene Ontology annotation, cellular component: membrane; endoplasmic reticulum. Gene Ontology annotation, biological process: lipid homeostasis.